UUCUCCGCUCGCCUGUGCAGCCCCUCAGGUCUCUGCUGAACCUCAAAAGCUUUUCUUUUUGGGGGGAGUUUUUACGAGGCGCCUCGAUUUGAUUCACUUCCUGUGGUCGGACCCCCGAUCAGAAAAGGGAAAGAGAGAAGAAGAAGACAGAGAGAGAGAGAGACAAGGGCAAACGUAAGAAAUCUGUUGUGAAGAGCAGCAAGCAAAACUCUCCGGCGCUGCGUGGCUGCAUCACUGCCGUGACAGACCGUGUUCGUGCUUUAAAGAGACACUUUUCUGUAAAACAAAAGUGCGCGCCACAGUUCAUUCAUGGUACGGAUAUAACUGUUUUUCCCCAUUUUUUACUUUUUUGUUUUCUUUUUCUUUUGUUUUUUCACGCCCAUCGCCGACUAUUCUCCUGAUCCCAGACUCUGGAAACUCUGAGACGCCAGGGGUUCAUGUACUGGAAAAAUGAAGUGUUGUCCCCUCUUUCAGAGGGAAAUAAAAUUCUGUCCGAAGGAAUCCCAACAAAGCAGGUGAUCUCCACCGAGCACCAGAGCACACCGGGAGCCUCGCGCUGCAGUGUGGACUCUAAGCACACGCCAAUGUCUCACUCGGACGGAGAAUCCCAGCGGUCCAACAUGGAGCGGGAGGACACCCGCUCUUCCCCCAGCACUCCGUCCACCCCCUCCGUGUGCUCGCCGACCUCCUCCACCAGCUCGGUGCCGUCCACCGGGAAGAACCUGUGCGCCAGCUGUGGUCUGGAGAUCCUGGACAGAUACUUGCUGAAGGUGAACAACCUGAUUUGGCACGUGCGCUGUCUGGAGUGCUCAGUGUGCAGGACGUCACUACGUCAGCACAGCAGCUGCUACAUCAAAAACAAAGAGAUCUUCUGUAAAAUGGAUUAUUUCAGUAGGUUUGGUACUAAGUGUGCCCGCUGCGGGCGGCAGAUAUACGCCAGCGACUGGGUGCGGCGUGCAAGGGGAAACGCAUACCACUUGGCAUGUUUUGCCUGCUACUCGUGUAAGAGGCAGCUGUCCACGGGAGAAGAGUUUGGUUUGGUGGAGGAGAAGGUCUUGUGCCGAAUCCACUAUGACACCAUGGUGGAGAACCUCAAACGAGCAGCUGAGAGCGGCAAUGGCAUCACAUUAGAGGGAGCAGUUCCAACAGAACAAGACAGUCAACCCAAACCGGCCAAAAGAGCACGGACAUCGUUCACCGCAGAACAGCUACAGAUCAUGCAGGCACAAUUUGCUCAGGACAACAAUCCGGAUGCCCAGACGCUACAGAAACUAGCUGACAUGACAGGCCUAAGCAGAAGAGUCAUACAGGUGUGGUUUCAAAACUGCAGAGCAAGACAUAAAAAGCACACGCCCCAGCACAGCGGGGCUCCUCAAGGUCAUCCUCAGUCCAGGAUACCCUCAUCUCUGCCCGAUGAGCUGCAUUACUCUCCGUUUGGCAGUCCCGAGCGAGCGCGCAUGGUGGCCCUUCAUGGGUACAUUGACAGUCAUCCCUUCUCUGUCCUGACCUCUCAGAGUCUCUCUCAUCAGGCCAUGUCGCUGCCUCAGCUCCCCCUCAGUCGCUAGUUCUCCGACAUGGCCCUUAUGACCCCUGACCUCCCGAUCCCAACCCCUGAUCUAACAUCAGUGAUGUCUCAUGAACCAACUCGAAGGUCAUCCAGGAGUCAGCGUGGAGAGGAGACAAAUAUUGCAGGAGCCUUGUCCACUGAAACCAGAAAAAAAGAGAAAUGGAUGAACGAGAUAAAAGCUAAAAAACCAUCUGUGAUUAUGUUCUUUUCUGGGGAUAGGACUUCCAAAAAUGACUUUGAAGCGUUUAUCAUUAAACUCACAGACUAUGUAUCACACGGACCCUUUUGCUUCACGUGUACAGCAUCCUCCACUCUACUCAGCCACCACCUAAUGUGGAGGUGAAGGGAGCUUUAAAGGGAUAAACUGAGCAAGGAAACUUCUUGAAGUGCUGUCAAAACACGAAGAGAAAUUUAAAGGGGAACUAUCUUUGUGGCCCAAAGGCCACAGUAGACCACAUUAGAGGUAAGGCUCCUGGCUCUUUUCUCUCUAAGCAACCAUGAAGGAAUCUAAAUAUAACAGGAAUCUUUGAUUGUUGAAAUAUUUUUUAUUUCGGAAUGACAUAUUGACUUUAUGACGUCUCAGAAAACCAGAAACUUCCUCCUUCCUUUCCCACCGAACUGAGGUGCAGAAUUAGAGACAAGAAAAUAUUACGUGCCUUAUCUUUUCCAAAGUGAUAUUUCUCACUAAACAUUUAACUGUUAUUACGCAGGAAAAAUUAUGAGACUCCUAAAUCUUCAAUUGGCAGAAAAUCACAAACUAUUUAAUAGACUCUGUUGUAGCAUUUUGUCUGUUUACCAUUUAAUGAAGCUGCAAAGGACAACAUUGGAGCUGUUGCGUGAAUAAAACACCGGUUAUAAGCAGGAGUUUGCAGACUUUAAACCGUUACAGUCCUGUUUAAAGAGGAAAGUCUGAGAUGACCAUACAAGUCAAACUUCACAUUCCUGCAAAAUCAGACCACAUUUCCAGAUUUUCCCACAGGUGUAUUGUUACUAAUUUAUAAUUUAUAAGGUUGCUUGUUCAGCCUCUGUAUGUGUGUGUGUGUUCCACACAAGCAGGCGGGGAAUAUUGUAUUGGUACAAUAUGGACAGUAUAAAAUGACUGGGUUUGUACAUAUUAAGAUGUGUGUGCGUCUGUGUGUGUGAAUGUGUGAGUUUUGGCAGGGGUAUAGAGUGUGCAUUUGUAUUUUAGUUCCAUGGCCAUAGUGUGAAGAACAGGAUCCAACAAGACCUCAAUGUCCUUGUAUUUAUUGAGAUGGUAAAUCCCUGUAAAGCACUUUUUCCCCCAUUUGAAAUGUUUUUUUUUGUUUGUUUGUUUUGUUUAAAAAAAACAUGAAAUGAAACAAAAGUUUAUUUGAUAGACUGUGCAUCAUAAAUGUUUUGUGUAAUAAAAUGCAAUAAAAUAGAAUGUGAUA
This is a messenger RNA of Maylandia zebra (zebra mbuna), 2979 nucleotides long. RefSeq names its product LIM homeobox 6a (gene lhx6a). Gene Ontology annotation, molecular function: RNA polymerase II transcription regulatory region sequence-specific DNA binding; DNA-binding transcription factor activity, RNA polymerase II-specific. Gene Ontology annotation, cellular component: nucleus. Gene Ontology annotation, biological process: regulation of transcription by RNA polymerase II; forebrain neuron development; neuron differentiation. The record is from RefSeq and is a predicted model, not a curated record. NCBI's taxonomy places the organism in Eukaryota, Metazoa, Chordata, Actinopteri, Cichliformes, Cichlidae.